CAAAGGGAAGGGAAACUGCAUUUUCUCCAUUCCCCACUGGUAUAUCGUUGAUGCAGCUAGCAAGCGAACGCUUCAAGUUAAAUCCAGUAUUUUAAGAGUUCAGGGUUGAUGUUCCUUAUCCACUUUCCCACUCGAAGAACCGCCGUUCGAUACAUUUCGAAGAAUAAUAUUAUUUUAGUCCGACUGAACAAAACAAAUUGAAGUGCAAAGUUAAUAGUUACAUUUCUAUUGAUUUGCUAGCUUGCAUUGCUAGUUGGGAAAGCUAAGGUUAGCUACGAUAUUUAGUUUUCUAAGAUUUAAAAGGGCGGGUAUUAUUUUUAGCCAUUAACAGUUUGUUGUUGCUAAUUCGAAGACACCGGCUAAUUAGUUAAUCAUAGCUAACUCGUAACUAGCUCGCUUUAAUACUGUGCGUAUUCAGCCUGGAAGCCAAUUCAAGGCCUUGCUUACCACCAGUUUGCAUCGCCGUGCAGUGAGAGCUGAAAGAUUACUUGGUGACAAAGAGACUUCUCCCUGAGGAGCCAAGAAGUAGACGGCUCAUGACUUCUGACCAGGAUACAAAAGUUGUAGCUGAACCACAGGUGCAGCAAGUACAAGAACCAAAAGAGAGCUCUCAUCUGGAAUCUGCCAAGGUUUCUGACCUGAACCCCAAUGCGAAAGCAUGGGCCAAUCACAUGCUUAACCUGGACACCACCACUGGGACUGCAGAUCCACCUGCUCUCCAGCCAUGGAAGGGCGGCUGCGUUAGCAGCUCCGCUAACCCUGGGCCAGAAGGCUGUGAAGCCAGCGAAGACGAAGUGUUUGAAGGGACCCUACUAGCUGACCCAGAUGAGCCGCCGGCGGUGAUACUGGCAGAGCCGGCUCCCAUGGCUGCCACCGUCACCCUGGAGUGCUCCGACCAUGCUGCAUACCCAGAGUCUGGCCAGGAGGAAACUCACACAGGCAGUGAGACCCAGCAGGAGAUCCCUCAAGAGGACCUCCGGGAACACCUGAAGAAGACCCUGGAGUUCUGUCUUUCCCGAGAGAAUCUGUCCAGCGACAUGUAUCUUAUCUCUCAGAUGGAUAGUGACCAAUAUGUACCAAUCGUGACGGUAGCUAAUCUGGACCACGUCAAGAAACUCAGCACGGAUGUGGAGUUGAUCGUCGAUAUCCUACGAUCUCUGCCGUUGGUCCAGGUGGAUGAGAAGGGGGAGAAGGUGAGACCCAACCAGAACCGCUGCAUCGUCAUCCUCCGAGAGGUCCCUGAGAGCACUCCCAUAGAGGAGGUCGAGGCUCUUUUUAAAGGAGAGAACUUACCUAAAUUCAUCAAUUCUGAGUUUGCCUACAACGACAACUGGUUCAUCACCUUUGAAUCGGAAGCAGAUGCACAACAGGCAUAUCAGUAUCUUCGUGAAGAAGUGAAAACCUUCCAAGGGAAGCCUAUUAAGGCACGGAUAAAGGCGAAGGCAAUCGCUAUUAACACUUUUAUGCCAAAGAAUGGCUACCGCCCGGUGGAGGUUCACCCUUACGCUCAGCAGCAGCAACAACGUUACACCUCCUACUACAUACCUCCAGUGUACAGCCCUCAGCAGCAGUUCCCCCUCUACAGUCUCAUCACUCCACAGGCCUGGUCAGCCACCCACAGCUUCAUAGACCCUUCGCUGGUUACCCAAUUUCACAACACCCAAUUUAUCAAUGGAUUUACGACAUCCCAUAGUUUUAAACCAGCGACGUCUCCUCUUGCUGGUGUUAGGCACUACUCUCCCAGGAAUAGGAAUCACACUCACAGUAAACCUCACCUGAGGCCCACAAUACCUAUCAUGGACCAGCGCGGCACAGGGCUCCUUGACAGCCCCACCAUCUUCAACUUCCCCACGGAGCGAAUUCUGAACGGGGUACCGCGGGGUUCCCCCCAAAUGACGCGCCUCCCGAGUCAGAACAGAACCAGGUUACCCCCCUCCACCAUGACCUACCCCAGGAGAGACAUCAGUACAGGUCGGUUGGAGCCCGUCAGCACUGACUACUCACUGGGCAUGGGCCGGGGAAGGAAAAAGAGGGACGACAACAAGUUUACAAGAAUGGCUACCCAGUCGCCACCCCCUCCUCAGAAGCCCCCGUCCCCCAGCUUUGAGCUGGGGCUCUCCAGCUUCCCCCCUCUGCCUGGGGCCGCAGGCCACCUCAAAACCCCUGACGACAUGUUUGAGAACAAACUGGCCAGCAUGGUAUUAGGAGCCACAAAGGACAGGAAUGUAAGCGUUGAUGCCAGCUCUGCAGGUGCCCUCCCCUCAGGAGGACCCAAGGAGCCACUAAGGACAGACACUUCUCCACAGCCCCCGAACCUCCAGCCCUCUGCCCCCCCGAACCCAGGACCAGCCUCUGGCCCUGUCCAUGUUUCCUCCCAACCUGCAGAGGAAGUGAAGGUUCUGGAGGUGAAUCAGGAGACUCAGGUUUCUAUGGAGCGCGUCACUACCGCUCUGUACACUGCUAGCAAAUCUGUUCAAGUCAAUGGUACUGCUACAGAACUGCGAAAGCCCUCUUACGCUGAGAUCUGCCAGAGGAUUAAAGACCACGCUCUGACACUACAGGCCCCUAAAGAGGCCAAACCAGCCAGCAGCGCUGCCUCCGCAGGAGAGGAGAGGAAGUGCACUGACGCAGCCACAGGGGACAGGGGUGAGCCAAAGGUCCCCCGAGAGACAUACCCAUGCUCCUCCAAGUCUGCCACCCUCGGCAGACCCCGAGAGGUCCGGAGACCGACCGGCCGGUGGCCUUCACCACCCCCCAACCACCCAGGGAAGGGUGCCAGCAGCAAAGAUCUCAACACUCCCCCAAAGUCCCCGCAGUAACCCCCCCCACUGCAAUCAAGUCAAUUUCAAUACAAAAACGUGAGAGUGAAAGAAAUCUGAAAAAGUCAGGGCUAUUCAAAUACAACCUAUUCUAAAAUCACCAGUCAUUCAUAGCAUAGAGAGGAUGCCUUUCUGGAUCAGGGCUUUCAGACAAUAGCACUUUAGUGUGCAUAUAGAGCACCGUUAAUCAUUUUUACUUAUUUAUUUUUGGAGGGUUUAUUUUUUUCAUUGCUUUUGUUAUUUAGUGUCAAUCUGAAAACUUACUCCUGUUCAGAUUAGUGGGAUAAAUUCAUAUGUCCAAAGUAUUGUGAGGUCAUCAGUGGAAGCCAACAACGGGUGAAUGAAAGGAAGCAGAUGAGGAACAGAGUAGCUGUUGCCAUGUCAUUCGUUGUGACUGAGGGGGUGUCUGUAUGUCUUGUAUGCAGUCCUGUUAAGUGGUGAUGUGAUUCCAUUGCCGGGUGUGAUGAUCACCAUAUCAGUCAGACAAGAUGGCUGUGUCCCAAAUGGCAACCUCAUCCCUAUAUAGUGCACUACUUUCGAUCAAAGUAGUGCACUACAUAUGGAAUAAGGUACCAUUAGGGACGCAUCUAUGAUGUGUUUUACAUAUUUGUGUUCAUAUUCAAGGUCAACUAGUCCAGGCUCAUUUUAUGGACUUAACUGAAAUCCUCAGAAGACUUCAUUUCUGAGGGACUUUGCCACCGGUGUCAUUUAUCAAAACUAGAUGACCUUUUUGCCAACAUGGAACACUUUAUCUCGUUAGAAUACAAGCAUUUGAGGAGAAUACGUUUAUUUGCAUACUGGUUUUGAUCGUUGGUACAAGUACUACUUGUUGCGUGCUGGUGUUUUUGAGAGCGCCUUAGACUUUCUUUAUCUGGUGUUUCUUGUGGAAAAGAAUUACAUUUAGUCGUUUUCUGUUGUCCAAUGCAGGAAUCUGUUUCCUGGCCGUGUAAAGCACAUAGCUAGUUAGUCCUCGUAGAGAGCCACUAUCGGGGUCAGUAGAAAUCUACAUGCAUUUUGAUCUUGGGAAAAGCAGAUGAGGGUCUUUCCAGCAAUUCGGUGCCUUUUGGGAUGUGUAACUUGGUCCAAUUUAAUUUCUUCACUUAAUUUUUUUACUUUCUGUCAUAAAGAGCACGUAAAACUUAACACAUUUUCCCAUCUCAACGUUAAAUACAAAAUUACUAUAGUAAGUGACAAAAUAAGUAACAGGGUUGACUGUCGCAGGGUUGACAAUUUCAUUUUCGAUCAGCUGUGAAUCCCAUAUUGAAAGGUGGAAUGGAAGUUUGUUGUGUAACAGGUAGUGGCAAUUGAUUGCCACCUUCACAAACAUUUUUAACGUAACAUUUCUAGCCUGUCUAUCUAUGGGUAACAGGGUUGACAUGGUAUGCUUGACUCGCUCAGUUUUCUACAACAAAACACCAGAAAAUGGCAAGAGUAGAACUGGCUCACCUGCUUUUACACUGUGAUUUGACUAGAUGUUCAUGUUUCUUUUGGAAGAAAAAAAACAUUUAAAAAAGGAAUAGUUUUACUAUAACAAAAUGAUAGUUCAGUUCGCGUAACAGGGUUUACCUUUAAAUUGAGGGACACAGAAAAUCACAAAUAAAAAAUCAUCUUCAGAUAUGACUGUCAAAGCCACAAAUUAUCUAGGGCUUUACAAUGAUAGGUUAAAAUAUUCCUAGAAGUCACGGAGGGAUUUUGAAUUUAGGCACUAACAAGUCUUCAUUCAUAUAAAGAAUUUGAUUUAUUGAAUUCCCAUGUGGUCUAUAUUAAAGGGCACUUCAUUUAAUAUAACACACUUUUAAAAUUCAAUAUUUGUGCACCAUUUAUACAUUAAAUAUCAAAGGGGUCCAAAAGUUUAUCAUUUUGUGGAACGACCCAUAAAUUCAUCACAUGGUGUCGAUUGGUGCCUCUUGUAGACUAUUUUCUUUCUUUACUAUUUUGCUGUGAAACAAGCAUGUCAGACUAGUUCAGCGGGCACAUACGUUGGCAAUGGAUAGGCUAUAGUGGAGGCUGCUGCGUGGAGGAUGACUCAUAAUAAUGUCUGGAACGGUGCGAAUGGAAUCAAACACUUAGAAAACAAGUGUUUUGAUGUAUUUGACACAGUUCCACUCCAGCCAUUAACACAAGCCCGUUCUCCCCAAUUAAGGUGCCACCAACCUCCUGUGCUCAGCUAUUAGGAGUCGGCAAUAGGGUUUUGGCAGGGUGUAGUGACUUCAUUCAAACAGUGGGAUGUUUUAUUUUAGAUAGCUAUAGUGCUAGCUAGAGGAUGAACCUGGAAAUUGCUACUUCAAAUAAUCUGGUACUGUACUUAGAUAAUAAUACUUGAUACAUGUUGUCAACUAAACUUUGCACUUUGUUUUGUUUCUGGAUUAAUUAAGAAAUCCAUAUUUUACCUACAUACAGAAGCAAAAGGGAACCUAACAUGUAAAGACAAAUAUGGAAAGGUCUGAUGGUCACAUAAGUAAUCCCUUUACAAUUUCAGCUAUACAACCAAUAGAUUUUUUCCCCCUAAAGAAUUAAAUUUCUUCUUGCCAUUUGACUUGUGCAUUAUGUUGUCAGAGGAUGAUCAGCUUUCAGAAUCUCUCAAAUGUUGACUAAUUGUAUUAACCUCUAUGCGGAUAAAUUCACACACGAGUUAAACUUUUUUGUUUACUCCCAUGUAAAUGCCUACAAGACAUACUUCCGUGCAUGCUGAGAAUAACAACUUUAGUCUUGGUGUAGAUAGUCAUUUUAUUUUGUGCACACCCUAUGGAGUCUCACUCAUUUUAUUUUGUUUUGCUUUUGAGCUAGUCAUUUGUGAAACCACUGGUGCGUGGUGUUUUUUGAAGCUGUUCUAGCUUAUUCAGUAUUACAGUAGUUAAUUAUAAUGUGGGUGUACACCUUAGAAUGUGUACACCUGGUGGCUCAAAUGGGAAAAAUAAGUGGAAUUGGUUAAAAGGAAGAAGUACGAUAUUCUUUCCACUACAAAUGUUAUAUUUGAAGGUAAACCAUGAUGCAGCCAUUUUAGAAAUAAGGUAUUGCUUUAUUCAUUGGGUUACAGUCAAACAAACGAGUAGUGAACUGGACCCUGUGAGAAUCCAGUGAGUGAAUGAAAUGACCUUAGACCUGUUUGCAUACUGUGAACCUGAGCAGCUUAUCGAUGAGUCCUUUCAGUUUGGGCAAGAAAACGUUGUGCAGAGGGAGCAGCACUCUUGGGUCAUUCCAAAUCCUUCCCCCCUCACAUACAGUAGAAGUGCCCCUGUUCACUGCAGGACUUACUCAAUAUUUAUUUUUGGCAUGCUUUUCUCUUUUUAGAAUGCCUUCUAUAGAUUUUUCCUGGCUCUCCAUACAAAAACCAUAUAGCUUCCAAAUUCCCCUCUGUACUCUGCAUAAAUGUAUAAGUAGAAAAACAUAACUCAUAAGUGGAACUUGUGCACUUCUUUAGUGUCUCAUUGACGUCUUCCUGCAACAAGGAGUUGAAUACUCUGCUUAGAUAAGAGGACUCAUUUUGGAGAGGAGACAUUGCCUAAGUCACAGAAUGGCCUGUACUGAUAGUCAUUGCUGCUUUUGAUUUUGAUUUUGGUUUGCAAAAACAUUAUUUUGUUUGAUUUUGAAAGACUGGGAUGCACUUGGGUGGACAGUCUUUAAAUUGCAGUUUUUUUUUUUUUUAAUUUGAUUUUAAUUUUUUUUCUGAGUUGGUAUAAAAGACAUGAUGCACCAUAUCUGCUUAUUUAUAAACCAAUGCUGUUUAUUCCAUAAGAGAUCAUAAAUGUUUAUUUUUAAGAAGAAAUACACAAUAUACAACUGUAUAUUUUCCAUCCAGUGUUUGAAAAACUUGAAUUUUAUUUAAACUUGAAAAUGACUUUGCCUUAACUUUUAUAUGAGACAAUGUAGAUUAUUUAUUUUCAAACCCCAAAAUGUUACUAAGGGUAACACAUCUAAAUGUUUAGUCAUACCAAACAUCACAAGUCUUACUAGGUCUUAAAGUACAAAUCUGUCAGCAUUUUUUGGGGGGGGGUGUAAAAUUGUAAGAAAAUGGUCUAAUUUGAUUAACUUUGUUUCUACUUCCUAUUUUCAGUUGUUUUGGGGACAUAUAAAUCCUGUAAAUGCAAAAUGGUAAAUACUGUAUCAAAUAUGUGCACUUUGAAGUGUGUGCUUUGCUUGUACAAUUGUAAAUAAUCUGAAAAAUAGAGGUACCUUAAAAUGAUUUAAAAAAUAUAUAUUGAUCUUGUUGAAAUAUUAAUGUCGCUUUUUGAGCUGGAUGUAGGAUAAAAACUAAAUGUUGUGAUUUGAUUUUGAAUAUUUUUUUUCUAUUGUUCUGGUGUGCAAAAUUGCUUCUCCCUCACUUUGCGACAGGGAAGGUUGUCUGAUUGUAACUUUUUAAAAGUCAUUCUCAUACCAUGUCCUUGUGUUUUUCAACCCCUGGUAGACAAUGUUUUCUGUUGGCCAACCUCUUCACUGUGCACAGUGAGAAAAGGGAAGAACCUACCUGUCGUACAAACACACAUCCUUAAAUGAAAGCACAGUCGGUACUAUUAUCUGACAGACUGUGCUUAUAGCAGUCUGUGUGAUUUAGCCCAUACAAGAAUUCUUUCACAGUAAAGCACAUUUUUAAGCACAGGAACAUCAAAUCUUUCUCACACAACCAAUUUCAAGUCCAUAGCAGCAUACUGUAUAAUUGUACCAGACAUGAACCUUUCAUGUUUGGAGUGAAGGUGAUUUAAGCAUUGUUGAUAUUCUGUUUAGUUUUUCUUUUUGAAGGUUUUUGUUUUUCAUGAAGUUGAACGUCAACUGAACUUUCGUAGCCCCCAGCACUAAACUUGACAAAUAAAAAUUCCUUUGGUAGGCUUUACCAGUGUUUAGACUCAAGUAUAAUAGUGUAGAUAUUUGUACACAUUUCAGCAAGAAAAGUAGUUUUCUGGCACAUACUGUAUAACAUACUGUGCAUUGUCUUUUUAUCAGUUGAUCACACAUGUGGACUGCAUUUAUCGGUGCCAUUAAUUUGUUUCAACCUGGCAGUUUGUUUGACUUGUACUGUAAUUAAACACUUGACAUUAUAAUUGUUACUGAGGAAGUGUAGCUGGUCUUGAAACUAUAUAACUGGGAAUAAUAAUCUGAUACCACUGACAUUAGACAAAGUACUCAUAGCAACCUGCAUCUGAUCUGGCUAAUGAAGUCUAGGUAUGUACAUUAAGCUAGUCUAUGCUAGUAGGCCUUUCUAAUGCAAAAUGCUAAUACUGUUGUCUUUGCAGAUUGGGUAUUGAUAUGUUAUCUGGCUGGGCACUGAGUUUGUAUGAGAAAGUGUUUGUUUGUGAGAACUUAACCAAACACAACUGCAAAAUUGACUGACGGUUGAAGUAAAGUAAACCAAAGGGUGGUUAGCCAGCCAGGUUUGUGCAGCAUGAUCUGAAAAUGAUUCUGUUAUUUGUUUCUCUCUCCUGAAGAUGAUUGCACUGCUUACAGUACGAAAGUGUUUAACUUUUUCUUCUUUUGCGCGCACUACUAAAGCCCUGUUGUAAUGUUUGGCUGUUCUUGUGUUACUGUGCACAGACAGUCUCUCAUAUCAAGCGGUCUCGUUCUCCCUGCCCAGUUCGCUUCUUUCUGUUACGUCUCACCAGUUUGAUAGUGCCAUGUAUUUUUUGCAAAGGUUUCAGCUUGUUGUAAAUUGACUGUAAAGUGAUGUUACAAUGCACCAACUGACUGGAAUGAGACGAACCAAUUGUCUCACUAUCAAAUCACUGUGUUAAAUUAACUCAUUUUUACGCUAACAGCAGUGGACAAUCGAUGACUUGAUGGGGAGAAUAACCUAACGGGAACAGUUGUUCAUCGAGGUUUCUUUGAGAGGGCUUUUGAUUUUUGUCUUAACUUUUCUUCCAUUUAAGACUGGAAUCAAGCGUACAUGUCAACUAUUGAUAAUUUAAGUUACUCUUGUGUCAUGAUGUAAAACUGUCUAAUUUGGAGAGAAAAAAAUGUAGCUUAUUGAAAAAUAAAGAUUUAGGCACUGUUAA
Oncorhynchus nerka (sockeye salmon) is the source of this 8803-nucleotide messenger RNA. RefSeq names its product la-related protein 4B-like. The transcript is spliced from 17 exons. The record is from RefSeq and is a predicted model, not a curated record. Gene Ontology annotation, biological process: positive regulation of translation. The coding region runs from base 537 to 2819 and encodes 760 amino acids. Gene Ontology annotation, cellular component: cytoplasmic stress granule; cytosol. Gene Ontology annotation, molecular function: mRNA 3'-UTR binding. Lineage: Eukaryota; Metazoa; Chordata; Actinopteri; Salmoniformes; Salmonidae.